GCGGAACUGUCUCGGUGGAUGUCAUCUCAAAAUGAUUCUAUGAGAGGUGCGAAGAUGUACCCAAUGUUGCGUUCUAUCAGUGUCUCCAAUGGCGGUAUAGAGCCAGUGAUAAAGGGUCUCUGUUACUGCUCGACCUAUCAGCAUCUUUUUCCAUAUUGACUUCAUCAUGAUGUGCCAAGCAUCCCCCUGGCGGCGCCGACUACAGUUUGCUGCUACUGCCAACCAGCAGAUACUCUCGUGCUGCACUUCGAAACAGCUACUGACGACGGCCAUGUAUUGUCUGCUCUCGUCUGCUCACGUGCUGUUAUAUGUUGCCGACCAAGAGUACUAGUAUCUUGAGUCUUUGAGAUAGAGGAACUGGCCGUCUCCAAAUUGUCACAAUCUCUCCCCUCACCCUCCAGACCAAACUUGAACUGCACCAGCCACGGCACGAAUCUUGUCGCGUCCUCACCAUGAAUCGUCCACGACGCGCAUCCAGCAACCUCGGGGGAGACCCUCGAGGGGACACGAGUGCGCCGGCAUUAGCCACGAUGACCAAGAGGAGUCAUUCACAGCCAUCUGCAAAGGAGCGGGAACUAAAGCCUCAUUCGAAGCGGCGCAAGGCUCGAUCGGCAUUUCGCAAAUGGAUGCAGAUAUCGACGCGACACACGUGGUUGAAUCCUCUGGUCAUCAUGGUUGCCAUUCUGGCCGCGUACUUCAUCAACCCUGGGGAGCAAAACCCGCUUCAUAAAGCGAUUUUCCUUUCGUACCCUCUCGGACCGGACUAUGAGGGAGGACCGAACAUGUACGGCAAGGGGAAGGCGGACAUUGCCUUUGUGGCCUUUUACACGGUGGUGUUGAGUUUCACGCGGGAGUUUCUGAUGCAAAGGAUGAUUCGGCCGCUGGCCUUGAAAUGCGGCAUCAAGAAGAAGGCCAAGCAGGCCCGGUUCAUGGAGCAGGUGUACACGGCCAUCUACUUUUCCAUAUUUGGACCUUUUGGCUUGUACGUCAUGUCACGAGGGCCGCUCUGGUACUUCAACACGACCGCCAUGUUUGAAGGGUUUCCACACCGCAAACACGAGGCCCUCUUCAAGGCCUAUUACUUGCUACAGGCUGCGUACUGGGCCCAGCAGGCGAUUGUGCUCAUGCUGCAGUUGGAGAAGCCCCGAAAGGACUUCAAGGAGCUGGUUCUGCACCACAUCGUCACUUUGGCACUCAUCAUCCUCAGCUAUCGCUUUCACUUUACGCACAUGGGGAUUGCUGUCUAUAUCACCCAUGACAUUAGCGAUUUUUUCCUGGCGACGUCCAAAACACUCAAUUACCUCGACUCUCCUAUCGUGGGACCAUAUUUUGGGCUUUUCAUGGUGGUCUGGAUCUAUCUGCGACACUACAUCAACCUCCAGAUAUUGUGGGCGACCCUGACUGAAUUCCGUACGGUCGGCCCGUACGAAUUGGACUGGGAAACCCAGCAGUAUAAAUGCUGGAUCAGCCAAAUCAUCACGUUUGCCCUGCUGGCAUCGUUGCAGGCCGUCAACCUGUUCUGGCUAUUUUUGAUCUUGCGCAUCGCCAAGAACUAUGUCUUUGCCAACAUUGUCGCGGAUGAGCGUAGCGACGACGAAGAUGAGGACGAGGAGGAGCAGCAGCACGACACCAAGUCCAAUGGAAAAAUAGUCGGCGAAGCAGAUGUCCAAAUAAACGGAACCACGCCCGCGGUCCUGAUCAACGGCGAGCCUGUGGAGGACCAACCCAACCAAGACGCGGUUCGAGCUCGGAGACGGAAGGGUUAGAGACGGAAAAAGAGAUGGCGAGAGGAAGGGGAAAAAUUAAUUACCUACUUUUUAAUACUUGUCCCGGGUUUGGACACUAUUUUGUUCUUGCACAAUUAUGGUAUAUUUUAUAUUCACCUUGUUUCAAAAAAAAAAUGAAAAUAGAUAUGAAAACGAGCGAAAGUAUGUCAUACAGCAAGCAGAUGACCAGUUAUUGUACUCUCCAACCGAGUCCGUCCUUUACUCGCCAUCUAUGGGAACUUAAGA
Exophiala dermatitidis NIH/UT8656 is the source of this 2012-nucleotide messenger RNA. Its product is annotated as acyl-CoA-dependent ceramide synthase. Gene Ontology annotation, cellular component: membrane. NCBI's taxonomy places the organism in Eukaryota, Fungi, Ascomycota, Eurotiomycetes, Chaetothyriales, Herpotrichiellaceae. Bases 453 to 1766 code for a protein of 437 amino acids. The transcript is spliced from 3 exons. The record is from RefSeq and is a predicted model, not a curated record. Gene Ontology annotation, molecular function: sphingosine N-acyltransferase activity. Gene Ontology annotation, biological process: ceramide biosynthetic process.